GCCUUCACUGAGCUACAACAUAAAUGGCUGGAGACAAGUCAAAAGUUGAAGCUGGCCGAUAUGCAAAUUGAAAAUUACAAGAGGUCCAGACAGCACGCAGACUUAACAACACGGGAGUUGAAGGGUCUAUCAUCUGACACAAACACGUACGAAAGUAUCGGACGAAUGUUUGUCUUGACUGAAAUUCCAGUUGUCUGUAAAAAUUUAUCCGACAAAAUCUCUACAUGCGAAGAAAAAAUCAAAACUCUACAGAGUAAUAAGGAGCUAUUGGAACGCAGUUUGAAAGAUAGCGAAAACAAUCUUCGUGAAAUGGUGCAGCAAAGGAAAGAAGCAUCGCAAGAAACAUGAAUUUCGUUUCAAUUUCAAAGACUGUCAAUAAUAAAUCAGUGAUGGCUUCAGUGAUUGUUCAGCGAUUUUAAUUGAAUUCAUCGAGAACAAUUGGAAUUCAGUAUUCAUUUAAUUCUCAUCUUCCUGUAAUAUCACUCAUAAUCUGUUGCUAAUACUUCAGCACACAAUUAUUUAAUUGGUUUAAAAGCUUUUCUCCGGUUUUUAUUUUUUAUUUGUUUACUAAUAUCAUCAUUUAAUUUACUAAUAAUAAAUGUAUUGCUUAUGAAACAGACAUUUCGACAUAGUUUCUAAUAAUAUCUUAGUUAUUCUUAUCUGCCUACGAUUUCUUUGAAAACAAUGCUCUUAAUAAUUAUUUGAUAGAAUAACGCUUUUUUUAUUGAGAUUGUGUUUCAUAUUGAAUGAUGUUCUGAUAAACCUCUUAUAAUUUUCAAAAAAAUCUUUGUGGAAAUUAUUAAUAAAAUUUUAAUAAAGUA
Molecule: messenger RNA, 821 nt
Organism: Nilaparvata lugens (brown planthopper)
Lineage: Eukaryota; Metazoa; Arthropoda; Insecta; Hemiptera; Delphacidae
Gene: Pfdn1
Product: prefoldin subunit 1
Biological process (GO): protein folding
Cellular component (GO): prefoldin complex; cytoplasm
Molecular function (GO): protein folding chaperone
Source: RefSeq, a predicted model, not a curated record